This is a messenger RNA of Sycon ciliatum, 2113 nucleotides long. Its product is annotated as monoacylglycerol lipase ABHD6-like. The record is from RefSeq and is a predicted model, not a curated record. Lineage: Eukaryota; Metazoa; Porifera; Calcarea; Leucosolenida; Sycettidae. Gene Ontology annotation, cellular component: mitochondrion. The coding region runs from base 521 to 1618 and encodes 365 amino acids. Gene Ontology annotation, molecular function: monoacylglycerol lipase activity. Gene Ontology annotation, biological process: acylglycerol catabolic process. The transcript has 8 exons.
CCAGGAUUCCUGAUCCCGAUCCAGGUGAAAUGUAAAUUGUUGGUACAGUACUUGUAACGUUACAUGACUGUACUCUCUAAAUCAAUCGCCAAACAUUGGGCAGCAGUCCAGGUACCGCACUACAACGACUUCUGUCCGACUUCACUUUUCAGUUCGGCGCUGCCAGUGCCACUCUCCUCCUUGGCCUUGACCUCGAUUCAAGAUACGAUCAUCGGCCCAUUUACUGUUUUUAUAAUUAUAGGGUGUGUACGUGUGUGAAGUGAGCACGAGGAACACUGCCCCGGAUACCGUAUCACGCCAUACACAUAAUGUGCAGGUCGUAGUACGACAAGUACAACAGCUAGCUCCCAGCUGCGCUUCACCUUCACUCGAUUCUGGGUCGGUCGUGUGAUCGUGAGAUCUCGAGAGUAGCCGCGUUGCUCUCGAUCGGCAAGACCAACACCACUGACGACGAGACUGCCAAGACAAGAUUCUUGAUGCGAGCAGUUGAUCUCGUAUCUUCUAUAAAGGUGCAUCGAAAAUGGAGAUGGAAUGGUUAGCGUGGGUACUGCUAGCAGCAGUGUUGCUGUUUACGACAAUAUUCUUGCGAUUAGGUGGCCUGGUACCACUUUUCGACGCCGCUCUGGCCAUCUACUUGAGGUUAUUUUGGGACAAGGAUGGCUGCUAUUGUGACGCUAAAGUUCUUGGCUUUCUUAUGAAAUGGCAGUUGGCUCGUCAUCCCCUCUCACGUCGAUGGGUGCUCAUGUGGCGGCAAUUUCGAUGUAGGGCUACCAAGAAAUGCAUUGAGCUGAGCGAUUACAAGUUCAUGUAUCUGGAACAUGGCAGUGCAUCUCGCGAGCGUCCCACAGUGCUACUGCUUCAUGGGUUUACAUCUGGCAAAGAGGAAUGGUCAGAGAUUAUGCGUCUGUUAGGGUCGGCUUGUCAUGUUAUUGCAGUGGAUAUGCCUGGGCACGGUGAAACGACACGCAACCCUCGUGGCGAUCACUCUAUCGUUGGAGCAGUUGCUCGAGUGCGACAGUUCGUCGAAGCUGUUGGGAUACUUGAGCAUGGAUUUCAUGUUGUUGGUUCAUCCUGGGGUGGUCAUGUUGCUGGUGUAUAUGCCAGCAAAUAUCCUGAUAGGCUUCACUCACUCACCCUUAUGUGUCCAAGUGGUCUAGAGCCGAAAAACAUAACUCGAUUUGUCCGCGCAUUGAUGGAGGGUCGUAACUAUCUCCUUCCGGUUGACAGUGAGGAAUUUGCAGAGUUUCUUAGCUGUGUCUUCUAUCGGCAGCCGCCCUUGCCACGUUGGGCACUUGCGAUAGGACUGCGAGACCGUGUCCCGCAUUACCCGUUCUUUGAAACUGUGUUUGAUCAGCUGAUGGAACCUGACCAGCGUUUCUUGCUACAAAAAAGUCUGGUUGAUAUCAAGGCAGCAACGCUUGCAAUGUGGGGCAAAUAUGACCAGGUCUUGGAUCCAUCUGGUCUCGAGAUCUUGUCAAAAGAAAUUUCAAACUGUGAAGGUCACUCCUUAGAUGAAUGUGGUCACACUGUUGCUAUUGAGCAGGCAGCAGCUGCGGGUAAUCUCAUCAAGCAACACAUCCUUAGGCAUCACCAAAACUCUGUCGUCAAUAUUCAUUGAGGCUUCUUCAGGAUUGGCUGUUGCACUCGCGGGUAUUUUCUGAAAACUCAUUUCUUAGUCAAGUUUGCACCGGUCGUUUGAUUUACCCCUUGGUGGUUGCGAGAGACACCGAUGUUGACCCCAGCUUUUGCUGUAUUUAUCCGCGUAUUUAUCGACUUACCCCGUAUGUCGUUUUAGCAAUGCCUUUAUCAAUUCCAAUAUUUUCAAAAAUAAAUUAUUUUUAGUUGCUGUUGAACUUACUGACAUGUAUCAUACUCAUAUGGCGUGGAGAUGCUUAUUACCUCGCAUUACUCCUCCACUCUCUCUUUUGAUGUUGCAGUGCAGAUAACCCUUCUUUUUGUAUGAGUGUUUAAUACAGUGUAUUGUUUCAGGCUUAUCGUUUACUCAACAGUUGCCAUGUAGGUUCGUAGGAGUAACAUAAUUAUUCAGAUUUUUAAAAUUCAGACAUUCGACGCACACAUGCCAGUGUGAGGACAGCGCAGCUGUGCCAUGUCA